AAAAAUUCUUGUGGAUCCAUGUGAUUUUCCAAACCAGGCCUAAAAUGAGAUCAAGAUGAACUUCUUGCUGCAUAUGCUCUGUGCAGUUGUAUCUUUUAAACAACAUGCUGUUGCAAUUGGUAGCUUGACGUCAACUCCUGAGUCCACCAAUGGAAUAGUCACAGCUUGUCUAGGAGAUCCCAUCUCCAUCACUUGUACUCAUAACAUCACUAUUGGUGGUAUUACUGAGUGGAGGCUUCCUGGUGUAUCAGCUCAAUGUCUUGUCGUUCAUGGAUCACCAACUCUUCCCAUUUGUGCUCCCUUCACGGUCACCAUGGUCAGUGGUGGUUCAACACUGAGCUCAACUGUCGAGAUAACUGCCACUGAAGGACUGAGUGGUGAAGUGGAGUGCUUGUCUGGCCAAAAUGCUGCAUUAGUGUCUGUACUUGCCAGUAUAAACAUCAGUGUUGCAGCCAUUCCCACUCCCAGCAUCACCAUGGUGGAGCAAACAUCUCAGUCCAUGGCAAGUGUGAGCCUGUCAGUGGACAACACUCAGUGUGCUGCUAUCUAUGUGGUCAAUGCCACUCAAGAUGGUGGCGGUGGGUCAGUGAGUGGUGGGUCAAGCUCUACAUCACCUGUGACAGUCGAUGGUUUGGAUGUGUGUGGCUAUAGUUACAGCUUUGUGGGGUUCGUAAUCACGCCUAGUGGAGUGUCGGGAGAUACGAGUGCACCUUACAGCUUCACUGCUGACCUCUCAGGAGUCAAUGAUAUUAUUUCUAAUGUGCAUACCAACUCGGAGAGGACAGUUUUGCAAUGGGAUCAACUGACUAACAUUGACUAUCCUGAUUGCAUCACAAGCUACUCCAUUGGUUGGAAUGGAAUAACUUAUAACACCAUUGAUACUGCCACCUUCGUGACUAGAGAACUACUGAGAGCCUCAGGGUUUCCUUUCUGUACCACUACAUCCGUCACCGUGACACCAGUAACUUCAAUGGAACUGUUAGCUGGGAGAAACUCUACUGCAGAUGUCAGCUUAAUCUCACCAGAUUUCAUCACCCCAACUAUCUCUGGUGUGUACAAUGUGAAGGUGACCAACAGAACAGUAUUCACUGGAAUGGUGCAAGUACGUUUAAUUUAUGUUUCAUUUUUUAUAGCCUUUCCUUUUGUACCUCAGGGAAUAUCUCAGAUUGUUAACCCCAGUCGUAUGAUUGGGUACAAUCGGGUCGGCAUAGCUUGUACACCUAACAUAGUGUUUACUGGUGAGUCAUUUGAAGUCACUCUUCCUGAUGAUGCUGACUCUGAAGAAACUUUUACGAUGUGUGUGCAACUAAUCUUUGGGAACUGUAUGGAACUGAAAUCUAUCGAUUUCACUAUACCUGGUCGAACCAUCACUGCACAGAAUGGAAGAAUGGUGUUGGGUACUACUAACUUCACUGUUACUGUGAAUCUACCAAUCACUGAGUAUCAACCGGACCAGCUACAAAUUGUCAUCUCUCUAACCCCCAAUGACACUGCACCAGUUGUAACUGACUUCCCAACUAGCUACCAGUACACUGUGAUGUUCUCAGGUCUCAUGACUGGCAGAAGUUACAUUUACACAGUUCGGGUUGUGCGUCGCAGUGACAUGACUACAGAUGUAGUGGAACCUUUUGAGGGAUCGUUCACAAUUGUAGUUCUCUUCCCACCUGUAACAAUCGCUAGCAGUACUGGACAGCCAACAUCAGCUUACACGAUCACUCUAACCCUACCCGAGAUCAAUUAUCCUCACAGUGAACUCAUCAUAAUCUCUACCCUCACUCCAACUGAUUCUGUACCAAUUACCGAUGACUUCCCGUUUUCCUCACAAUACUCCGUCACCUUCAAUAGACUAAGUGAUGGUGUGGUAUACUCCUAUUCCAUCAGGGUUGUGCUGCGGACUAACACCAGCCUGGAUGUGUCCAUUCCAGUGACAGGCUCAUUCACAUUGAUGACAUCUUUCUCAACUGGAGCUGCUGUUGCCCUCACAUUUGUCCUGACGUUCCUGUUGACCCUGGUUAUUGGAAUCUCCAUUGGUGUCUUCAUUGUACUGACAGUGAACAAGUAUAGGAGGUCUGAGAAGGUAACUCUACAAACUGACACUGAAAUGAUACCACCACCUGUGAUAUAUGAAGAGCCUGAGGCCAUUAAACCAGAUCCCCUCACUCAGGGGAAUGCUGCGUAUGGAGAAAUAGUUUACUGAACUUCACUUUUCACAAAUUACAUGAUGCACAAUAAUUUAAGUACAUGUAUAGAUUUACCUUCAUAUUAAACACUAUACAUAAUUAUUAGCAAAUGAAUUCAUGUAUAGAUCUAUAGUAUACACCCACAAUCAUGUAAAAGCGAUGUAAUGUCAUUUUGUGCGUACAAUCAAAUGCAGUCA
This is a messenger RNA of Halichondria panicea, 2377 nucleotides long. RefSeq lists its product as uncharacterized. The transcript is spliced from 8 exons. Lineage: Eukaryota; Metazoa; Porifera; Demospongiae; Suberitida; Halichondriidae. The record is from RefSeq and is a predicted model, not a curated record. The coding region runs from base 56 to 2197 and encodes 713 amino acids.